Lepisosteus oculatus (spotted gar) is the source of this 765-nucleotide messenger RNA. The record is from RefSeq and is a predicted model, not a curated record. Lineage: Eukaryota; Metazoa; Chordata; Actinopteri; Semionotiformes; Lepisosteidae.
CUUGCUCGCGCCCUGCUGAGAGCGAGCGUGCGCGCGGGGUAUCAUGGUGGACAGACAGAAGACCGGCUAAGACUGAGAUCCCGGAGGAGACGCGCUGUUCGCCCGAUUUCCGAGGCUUCGGAGCUCAGAUAAUUUAUUUAAAAUAACCUACUUGGCUCCCGGCACACGUGUUAUUUCUUUUAUCGUCCCAGGUUUCUGUAAACCGACGCCCUGGAACGCCCAAAAAUGCCCAAUAUUAAGAUUUUCAGCGGUAGCUCUCACCAGGACCUGUCUCAGAAGAUCGCCGACCGCCUCGGGCUGGAGCUGGGCAAGGUUGUCACGAAGAAAUUUAGCAACCAGGAGACCUGUGUGGAGAUAGGGGAGAGUGUGCGCGGGGAAGACGUGUACAUCGUGCAGAGCGGCUGCGGCGAGAUCAACGACAACCUGAUGGAGCUGCUGAUCAUGAUCAACGCCUGCAAGAUCGCCUCGGCCUCCCGCGUCACCGCCGUCAUCCCCUGCUUCCCCUACGCCCGCCAGGACAAGAAGGACAAGAGUCGCGCGCCAAUCUCAGCCAAGCUGGUCGCCAACAUGCUGUCUGUUUCUGGAGCAGAUCACAUCAUCACCAUGGACCUCCACGCCUCCCAGAUACAGGGCUUCUUUGACAUCCCGGUGGACAACCUGUAUGCUGAGCCGGCCGUGCUAAAGUGGAUCAAGGAGAACAUCCCCGAGUGGAAGAACUGCACCAUCGUGUCUCCAGACGCAGGGGGCGCCAAAAGGUUUUUCUUU